Messenger RNA from Ipomoea nil (Japanese morning glory), 2046 nucleotides. RefSeq lists its product as uncharacterized. The record is from RefSeq and is a predicted model, not a curated record. NCBI's taxonomy places the organism in Eukaryota, Viridiplantae, Streptophyta, Magnoliopsida, Solanales, Convolvulaceae. Bases 287 to 1735 code for a protein of 482 amino acids. The transcript has 11 exons.
GAGUAUAAACUCUGGAAAAUGGAAAUGGCAUCAGUACCGCACAAGAAGGUUUUGCCGAUUUAGAAAAUUUUUGAUUUGUUUCUGACGCUAAUAAAAAAGAAAGCUCAAAUGGGUUGAACACUAAUAGAACCUCCACUUUUUCUUCAAUUCUUCUUCGAAUCAAUCACAGGCCCCAUCACCCAUAGUGCUCUGUCUUUCUUCAUCUCUCUCUACACGCAUGAUUAUAUCUGUUUCUGUAAGUAGGGAGAGGAGAAGGGAGAAGAUCUGGGGUCAAAUUUGAAUCUUUAUGGAGCAUCUUGUCAACAACAUUAUAAGACCACCCAGAGCUGAAUAUGACUCCAAAGACGAUUUAUUAGACGAAGAAUUCAUGCUUAAAGGAAAGUGGUACCAACGAAAGGAUUUGGAGCUUAAAAACAUUCGAGGCGAUGUUCUUAAAUGUAGCCAUUACACGCCAAUCAUCUGUCCCGAAGGAAAGCCAUUGCCUUGUGUAAUAUACUGUCAUGGAAACAGUGGUUCUAGAGCUGAUGCCAGCGAAGCUGCUAUAAUACUAUUGCCAUCAAACAUUACCGUUUUUGCGCUAGAUUUCUCGGGAUCUGGGUUGUCCGGGGGAGAACAUGUUACAUUGGGAUGGAAUGAAAAGGAUGAUCUUAAAUCUGUCGUUGAAUACUUAAGGCGGGAUGGGAAUAUAUCUUCGAUUGGCUUGUGGGGUCGAUCUAUGGGUGCUGUUACUAGCCUGCUGUAUGGAGCUCGGGAUCCUUCUAUUGCGGGAAUAGUUUUGGACAGCCCCUUCUCGAACCUGGUUGAUUUGAUGAUGGAAGUUGCGGGCACUAAUAAAAUACGGCUUCCCAAGUUCACUCUCAAGUUCGCAAUCCAAUUCAUGCGGAGAUCGGUUCUUAAGAAGGCAAAAUUUGACAUAAUGGAGUUGGACACAAUCAAGGUUGCAAGGUGUUGCUUUGUACCUUUGUUGCUGGGUCACGCUGUGGAUGACGAUUUUAUCCAGCCACAUCACUCCGAUCGCAUAUUCGAUGCUUAUAUGGGGGAGAAGAAUAUUAUCAAAUUUGAGGGUGAUCACAACUCUCAGCGUCCCCAAUUUUACUUCGAUUCCAUAAGUAUAUUUUUCAACAAUGUGUUACAACCUCCCGAUGAUGAUACGUUUUUUGACAUACCACCGGAUUAUUUUGGCAAGAAAGAUGUUGUAGCUAAUCCUGCCCCGUCGUCUUCAAACCCGAUCAGCUUUGAACUCUCUAACGGUGAUCCCGACGGUCCGGGCGUGCUUGCAUCGAUAGAUGACGAUGAGUACGUGGAAUACUUGCUCGAUAACUUGACAGAUUUUUCGGAAAGUAUGGAGGACGAGAAUAAGUUUCAGAUGAUCAUGGAAGCGGUGAAGGAGUCAUUGAAGGACUUGGAAACGAGACCUUCUCGUGCUGAGGAGCUUUCGUCGAGCACCAAACAACCGGAAUCACUCUCGGAUUACGAUUCCCAAGGCUCUACUACAGAACAGCCCGUGCCCUCAAACGAGUCUCCAACAACACCAUUAGUCACCAAUGGGCACGGUUCAACAUCCGAACUCCAGGUUGCUGAUACUAACAAAACGUCUGUUGACAACCCGAGUUCGGGUAGCAUAGACUUGGUUGAUCACACGAAAGUCACGGUGACAGUCAUAAAGAACCCGACAAGCAACAUCAUGAACGGUUUGUUGCGCCGUUGGGAUCUUAACUUCUUCAGAAAUAGAUGAGAUUGAGUGAGAGAGAGAGGGAGAGAGAGAGAGAGGGGAGGCUAUUGUUAAAACUGAUUGGUAUUGUAUAGUUUAGAAAGGUUUAACCCUGAGAGAGUAUGCAUAUUUUAGAGCUGAGAGAGAUGGAGAAAGAAGUGUUUGGGUGUGUCUGUGAAUCAUGUAUGGGGACUAAGAUUUUUGUUAGAGGGGAUUUUUUUUAGAGGGUGGCACACUAUCAUUUGUUGAGUUAAUUCCAUUUUUUGGUUCUAGAUUUAUAGGUGACAGUCCACUUUUGGUCCAUUUUAUUCCUUAUAUGAGAUAGACUCAUAUUC